AUGUGCCGCUGUCGUCCGGCCCGGCCCGGCUCGGCUCGGCUCGGCUCGCCCCACCGAGCCGCCUCAGCCGCCGCGCCGCUCCAUCGCGCCCCAGCGCCGGCAGCAGCCCGCAGCCUUUGUCCGCCCGCCCCCUCAGCGCCGCUCGGCCGGGCGGUCCCGGCAGCGCAUAGCCGCCGCGGGGAGCCGGCAGCGGGGCUGACGCCGAGCAGGAGGAGGAGGAGGACAAGGAAAGCUCCCGCCGCCGCACGCUCCUGCCCGGGGCCGCCCCCGUCCCGUCCAGGCGGGGCAGGAGCAGAGGCGGAGCCGGGGCCGCGCUGCUCCCUGCGCCGCGCUCGGCCGCGCCCCGCCCCGCCCCGGCCCGGCCGGAGUGCGGGCAGCGCCCCCCGGGCUCCGCGCUCGGCCCGGCCCGGCCCGGCCAAGGUGGCUGCUGCCCCCGGUCCUGGGGACGCGUGUCCAGCUGCUCGGGGCGCGGAAAGCCGCGUUGGAAUGCGGAGUGAAAGGAGAGCGGGGACUGGAAGGGGAGCGGAGGCUCGCCCCCAUCUGGGGGUGGCUCCGCUCCCGUGCCCUACAGCGCACGGCAGUGCAAAGCUCCGCCGUCCGGACAGAGGUGCUGCCGGAGGUGGUUAA
Molecule: messenger RNA, 627 nt
Organism: Agelaius phoeniceus (red-winged blackbird)
Lineage: Eukaryota; Metazoa; Chordata; Aves; Passeriformes; Icteridae
Source: RefSeq, a predicted model, not a curated record